AUUAGUUUUUAUUUAUUUAUUUAUAAAUAUUUACUUGUCAGUUAAAACUUAAUAAAGCGAAGGAGCCAAAAUGGAUGUUUCUUCUUCCCAAAUUUGAAACCCUAAUUUUUACUACUACAAAUUCAGGAGUUGCAGAAGAAUCUGACGUGCUUGUUCUUUCUCGAGAAUCGAUUCCCCAAAAUCUUAAGGUCAUCUGUGGCACGGGGCAUCCAUAAAAUUACGAUCCUGAGCAUGGUAGCAGUUGUACAAUGUAAAUCCUUUUGUCUAAUAGGAUAACCGUGGAAGAUAUUCUACGAUGGACGUUGAUUUGGAUAUAUUUGAUGACAUUCUUCCCAAUCAACCAGCUGCUAGGAAAGUAAAAUUCCAGCCAAAGUCAAAGCCAAAGCCAAAGUUUCAGCCGAAGUCAAAAUCCCAGCCACCAAGAAAGGAGCCUGCAGCAGCUUCAGUUUCUUCAUCCCAAGCCGUACAAACCAUUGGUUCCGCACAGAGUGAAUUAAGCGAUCCUGUGCCGACAACAAAGCUAUCAGACCACGUGAUUUCAGGUUCAGAGGUUGUGGCUAACGACAAUGGAGGCCCGCAUUCUACUGCGGAAAAGUCAGUGGGAGAGAAUGCUGACAUACUUACCGGGUUUGAAUCUCUUGGUGGUGUUCUUCCUCAAACUAAUAGUGACAAGGAGUGUACAGUUCCUUCUUCAGAGGCAGUGGAUCUUAAUCCUACAACUGCCAGCGAGCCUAUUGUUUCAAGUUGUGAUGGACGUGAUCAUAUACUUGAAAGAGGAUUGGGAAGCGAGGAAAAGGAUUCCUUGGAUUCUAUGAACACAACCGAGUUAACAACUAAAUCUGGACAGAGAACAGAAAAAAAUCAGCCAGAGCCAAACAUACAAAUGCAUAAGGAGAUAUGUGAAGCCAACGAAUCUGUUUCUGACUCAUUUGGUCCUCAAUCUGUUCCACCUGAAACCGGUUAUGCGGAACAGGAUUCGAUUCCUAUAUCUGAACAAGAUGAUGUUCUUGAUCUUUCAUCCCUAGGAAUUACUCAUACUUUGCCCGAAGAGGGGAAUCUUAUGGAGAUGUCUCAGUUGGAUUCUGAUAUCAAUCUAGAGGGUUUUGCCGAAGUUCCUACAAAACUUACUUCUCGCCGGGCAAAGACUGGAAGUAAUAUAAGUCACAGUGAACCAGAUCCUUCGCCACAGCAGCAAAAUGCUUCCACAUCCAAUCAGGAGAAUGAAACUGAUAGAUUAUUACGGCCAAGAAAAGGCAAAACGAAUUUCUGUGAACUAGUAGAUGAGGAUGAGGAUGAAGUCCUUGCUAGUGGGGAUUUUUCUGAAGAGUUUCAUCCCAAUUCUGCUACGGAGGAGGGAAACAUUAAUAAUGAGGAAUUUCAAGUGGAAAAUGAACAGCAAAUGAAAAAGGGGAAGCGGAAGUCUGACAAAACUGACGAUGGAAAACCACCCAGAAAAAGAAAGACGGCCAAGGAGGCAACAAAUCAGGAUGCAGGUGCCAAGCGUAAAAGAUUCCCUCAUUCUACUCGACGAAGACAAGUGGACAAGGUUCUGCUUGAAACUCCUGAAGAUGACAUUGACUACCAAAGUGUGCCUCUUAGGGAUUUAAUAUUGCUUGCAGAGCACAGAGAAAAGCAGACGAAAAAAGAAGAGGCAGCAGUACGAGCACAAGCACAAGCAGCGAAACAAAGUAAUGGCCUUUACGAUGAAGAAGAUACUUCUAACCAAGAUGGAGAUACAGCUGAAGACACCACCCUCUACUUCAAUUAUCAAACCUACAUGGACAAAACACCCAAGUCAAGAUGGUCCAAACAGGAAACUGAAUUGUUCUAUGAGGCUAUGGGGCAGUUUGGGACAGACCUUUCUAUGAUACAACAGCUUUUUCCUGGUCGUACUCGCCGACAAAUAAAGCUAAAAUACAAAAAAGAAGAAAGGCAGCAACCAUUGAGGCUUCGUGAAGCUUUGACUAACCGUUCCAAAGAUCUUUCCCAUUUUAAAAGGGUGAUAGAGAGCUUAAAGCAAAAUGCAGCUGAAGAAAAUGAGAACGCUGAUAAAGACGACUUAACGGAUUUGUGGGGCAAUGAAGAAGAGGCAGAUGAGGGGACCUCCAAUGCUGAUAAAGAUGACAUGUCAGAUUUGAAAGGCAAUGACGUGGCAGAUGAGGGGAUCUCGAAUGCUGAUGAUGAAGAAGCAAAAGAUGAGCACAUUGAGGAAGAAAAGAAUGAGAACUCUACUGAAGUCCAAAACCCUUUGGAGCCAGAUGAUGAAGAUGAUGAUUUGUUCCUAUGGAGCCAGUAUAAGAGCGACACCUGACUAGUGCUAAUCAAGAUUCGAAACACGCAAAUGCAGACUAAGCUGAUUGUUGUGCAAUUUUUAGAAGUGCAAUUUCUGAAGCUUUGUCCGAGUUGGGAGGCUACUAUCUUGUAGUUUAGGCUUACUGCAAGUUCUUUUCGGAAAUAGUAUAAAUUUACAGCAACCUUCGUAGCACAUAUGAUCCCGAUAGUUUUUUAUCACACAUAUCAAAAAAAUUAUUUUCAUUAUAGCUAUCAUUUUUGGGAUUUUGUUCAUAGGAAUUUUACAUGUACUGGGGCAAUACUUGGAAUAAUUUUAAUAAGAUAUAUUGCCUAUUGGCAUUUUUA
This is a messenger RNA of Erythranthe guttata (spotted monkey flower), 2637 nucleotides long. The record is from RefSeq and is a predicted model, not a curated record. Lineage: Eukaryota; Viridiplantae; Streptophyta; Magnoliopsida; Lamiales; Phrymaceae.